Dromiciops gliroides (monito del monte) is the source of this 4092-nucleotide messenger RNA. Its product is annotated as zinc finger protein 420-like. Gene Ontology annotation, biological process: regulation of cytokine production; regulation of immune system process; negative regulation of transcription by RNA polymerase II. The transcript is spliced from 7 exons. Bases 214 to 3237 code for a protein of 1007 amino acids. The record is from RefSeq and is a predicted model, not a curated record. Lineage: Eukaryota; Metazoa; Chordata; Mammalia; Microbiotheria; Microbiotheriidae.
CUGGGACUAGCCUGGACUGGCUUCCCUAGAGCUGUUCCUGCGCAGGCGCGGCGGUGCGGGCUGCCAGAGAGAGCCCUGGACCACGGUGGCAGCAGCUGAGGGUCUCUUGGCCACCUGGGCAGGGUUCUAGAGGGUGCUCGAAGCUGCCACAUCCCUCUGUGUUAGCCAGGGAGUUUGGUCCCUCCCAAAGGAACAUAGCCUCAGUGCUAGGCCAUGGCCGUGCUCCUGACCCCGCAGGAACCAGUUGACCUCCUGAUAGUGAAGCUGGAAGCAGACAUUCCAGGGCAUGAAGAAUUCUUCCUAGAAGGACACAAGCCUGCCCCUGGGCCCCCCGGGCAGUGCUUCGGGACAGGACCCAGAGAUGCCUGGGAAAGAGCAGGACCCAGGCCAGAGCCAACUUUAUCUGCUGUGCCUGAGAGGACAGGCACAUGGGCAAAGGCACCGCUUCAUCCAGGCCACAGCCUUCCUUUCCAGGAUGCUGCUCUUCAUCGGGAGGGAAUCCCAGAAGAAGAAAGGCCUCUGACAGCUGGAUCCCAGGAAUCCGUGGCAUUCCAGGAUGUGGCCGUGGACUUCACCCAGGAGGAGUGGGGCUACCUAGUCCCUUCUCAGAGGGAGCUCUACAGGGAGGUGAUGCUGGAGAACUACAGGAACCUGGUCUUCCUGGGACUUGUGGUUUCCAAACCUGACAUCAUCUGUCGUCUGGAACAAAGGACAGAACCGUGGAACCUACAGGGUGCUGACAAGAGAAAAGUCCCAAGAGGGGCCUGCCCAGACUCAGAGAGCCGGCCUGUGGCCAAGGCAUCAACUCCAAAGCAGAGAGUUUCUCAAGAAAGCUCUUUCCAGGGGCUGAUAAUGGAAAGACUCCCACGGAAUAGUCCCUUGUACUCCAAGUUUAGGGGUAGAAAAGCCAGAGAAAGUGAGGGCAGUUUAAACAUAAAGCAGGGAAGUCAGGGGAAACCAUAUGAAUGUAGUGAAUGUGGGAAAGGAUUUAUUUACUGCUCUGAGCUCAUUCGACACUGGAGAAUUCAUACAGGAGAGAAACCUUAUAAAUGCAAUGAGUGCGAGAAAACCUUCAGAUAUUGCUCAUCCCUCACUCAGCACCAGAAAAUUCAUAUUUUAGAGAAACCCUUUGAAUGUAGCAAAUGUGGGAAAGCCUUUAGUGAUAACUCUACCCUCCUUCGACAUCAGAAAAUUCAUAAUGUGGAGAAGACAUUCAAAUGUAAUGAAUGCGGGAAAUCUUUUAGCUACUGCUCGGCCUUGAUCCGACAUCAGAGAAUUCACACUGGGGAGAAGCCCUAUGAAUGCAGUGAGUGUGGGAAGACCUUUGGGUACUGCUCAUCCCUAAUUCAGCAUCACAGAAUCCAUACUAUAGAAAAACCCUAUAAGUGUGAUGACUGCGGAAAAGCCUUUACCGAUAGCGCAAACCUUCUCCGACAUCAGAGAGUUCAUAACGUGGAGAAACCCUAUAAAUGUAACGAAUGUGGGAAGUCCUUCAGUUACUGCUCCGUCUAUAUUCGACAUCAAAGAAUUCACACUGGAGAGAAGCCUUAUGAAUGUAGUGAAUGUGGGAAAUCCUUCAGCCACAGCACGUGCCUUACCCAGCAUCAGAGAACUCACACUGGAGAGAAGCCGUACGAAUGCAGCGAAUGCGGGAAAGCCUUCAGCCAGAACUCAUCCCUUUAUUAUCACCAGAGAGCACAUACUGGAGAGAAACCAUACAAAUGCAACGUAUGUGGGAAAGCUUUCAGUUACAACGCAUCCCUCACCCAACACAAGCAAACGCACACUGGAGAGAAGCCCUAUGAAUGUAGGGAGUGUGGGAAAACCUUCAGUCGAAGAACAUACCUUACUGAGCAUCAGAGGAUCCAUGCUACCGAGAAACUCUUUGAAUGCAAUGAAUGUGGAAAGUCCUUCAGCCAGCACUCAUCCCUUGCUGAACAUCAAAGAUUUCAUACCGGAGAGAAACCCUAUGAAUGUAGUGAAUGCGGAAAAGCCUUCAGCCGGAGCACAUUCCUUACUCGUCAUCAGCAAACGCAUAGUGGAGAGAAGCCCUAUGAGUGCCAUGAAUGUGGGAAAGCCUUCAGCCAGAGACAGUCCCUUUAUUACCAUCAGAGAACCCACACUGGAGAGAAACCAUAUGCAUGUAAUGACUGUGGGAAAUCUUUCAGCCGGAGCACAUUUCUUACUCAGCAUCAGAGAAUUCAUACUGGCGAGAGACCAUAUGGCUGUGAUGAAUGUGGGAGUACCUUCAGCUGGAGCACAUGCCUUACCAAACACCAGAGAAUCCAUACUGGUGAGAAACCUUUUGAGUGUAAUGAAUGUGGGAAAGCUUUUAGCCAGAAAUCAUCCCUGUGUUACCAUCAGAGGACUCAUACUGGAGAGAAGCCCUAUUUGUGCAGUGAAUGUGGGAAAGCCUUCAGGUAUUAUUCAGUCCUUACUCAGCAUCAACAAAUUCACACUGGAGAGAAGCCUUAUGAAUGCAGUGUUUGUGGGAAAGCCUUCAGCCAGAAUUCCUUCCUCACUCAGCAUCAGAGGAUUCACACUGGAGAGAAACCCUAUAAAUGCAGUAACUGUGGGAAAGCCUUCAGCCAAAGGGCCUCCCUGUAUUACCACCAGAGAAUUCACACAGGGGAGAGACCUUAUGUUUGUGGUGAGUGUGGAAAGUCCUUCAGCUACUGCUCAGUCCUUAAUCAGCAUCAACAAAUUCACACUGGAGAGAAGCCUUUCGAGUGCAGUGUCUGUGGGAAAGCCUUCAGCCAGAAUUCCUUCCUCACUCAGCAUCAGAGGAUUCACACCGGAGAGAAACCCUAUGAAUGCACCGAAUGUGGGAAAACCUUCAGGUACUGCUCAGCCUUUAUUCAACACCAGAAAACUCAUACAGGAGAGAAACCUUACAAAUGUAAGGUAUGUGGGAAAGCUUUCAGUUACUGUACCUCCCUGUCUCAACAUCAUCAAACUCACACUGGUAAGAAGCCCUAUCAGUGCAAUGAAUGUGGGAAAGCAUUCAGCUACAGCUCAUCCCUUACCCACCAUUUAAGAACUCACACUGGAGAAAAGCCCUAUCGAUGCAAUGAGUGUGGGAAAUCCUUCAGCUAUAGCUCAUCUCUCACAGAGCAUGUCAAAACCCAUACUGGAGAGAAGUCUUAUGAGUGCAAGGAAUGUGGGAAAUUCUUCAGGUGGCGUUCAUCCCUCAUCAAACACAAGACUUCUCACAAGAGAAUAACCCUUGGAGUGUAAGGCUUGUUGAGAAAAGCUUAGGCCAAACUCAUCUCUUUAUCAAAUAGCCAAGCACCAAACUCUCACCAGCUGUGGCACCUCUGCCAGCCUCCAGUCUCACAUCUCCAAUGGCCUUUCAGACAUCUCAAACAAGACGUCCAGUAGACAUCUGAAAUCACUGUGUCCAAAAAUGACCUCAUCAUCUUUACCCUGGACUCUUCCCGCCUCCUACCUUCCCUGUCACUGUAGAGGACAACACCACCCUCCUAGUGCCUCAGGCUUCCAGCCGAGGAUGGCUCUUCACUCCCUCUCACCCCUCCCCAUAUCCAAGCUCUUGCCAAGGCCUCUAAUUUUACCUUUUCAGCAUCCCUUCUCUCCUCUGACAUAGCCACCCGCCUUUUAUAAGCCCCCACCACCUCACACCUGGAUUAUGUCAAUAGUCUGGGGGCGGGGGGGAGGCUGCCUGCCUCUAGUCUCUCCCCACUUCAGUCCAUCCUCCAUACAGCCGCCAAAAUGAUUUUCCUAAAGUACAGAUCAACCGUAUCGCCAUCCCACUAGGUGAACUCCGGUGGCCUCCAGGAGCAAACACGAAAUGUUCUGUUUGGCCGUCAGCGUCGUUCAUAACCUAGCUCCCUCCCUCCACCUUUCCAGUCUUCUUGUGCCCUAGUCCCCAACACAUUCUCUUCAAUCCAGUGACACUGGCCUGCUUGCUGUUCCAUGAACAAGACAAAAGAUUCUCCAUGUCUCAGCUCUUGGCAUUCUCUCUAGCUGUCCCCUCUGCCUGGAACACUCUCCCUCUGCUUGGACUACUGACCUCCCUGGCUUCCCACCUAAAAUCCCACUUUCUAUAGGAAGCCUUUUCCUAGUCCAUCUUGA